UGACACCCUUACUGAUUACUAUGUGGAUACCUAAGCUUUUACUACUUACCUACACAAUCUAUAAACAUCUUGAAGGCCUAUAAUGAGGGUAUCGUUAAUCUUACCGUCGCGUCUCUGUUCGUAGAUGAUUUGAUAAUAGGUGCUACGCUAAAUACCUCGGUACCUAGGGUAUCAUCGUUUAUCUCAUGAUAGCGCAGUGCGGGGCUUGACUUCUCUAGAUUACGUCCACACUUUGAUCUACCAUGGAGGGACUCGUCAAGCAAACCCUCUAAUUUAGUCCUUAGAGAUAUUACAUACCUAGUAUCAAAAUAAAGAACAGUUAUUACUCAAAAGUGACGACCCAUUAACAUAUCCUCAUCAAUAUGGUCCAAGUCAAGCAAUACCACCUGCCCCCAACCCCCCUCAUCCCCAACUCCCCACAACCCCUCCUCCACUACAUCAACCUCCUCCCCUCCCCCUGCCCCUCACUCAUCCACGAAACCCUCGACCGCAACGCGUGGGCCACGCAGUGGAUAUACCGGUACGGCGCCACGCAGCCCUCGCACUACCACUCGCGCAUCCACGAAGCCAUGGUCGUGCUCUCCGGGACCGCGACCAUCCGCUUCGGCGUCGCGGACACGUCCCCCGACCUCCACCACAACACCUGGGGCAGCGCCAAGGAGGACGGCGGCGUCGAGCUUGCCGCCCAGCCGGGCGACGUCUUCGUGAUCCCCGCGGGCGUCGCGCACAAAACGUUCGACGCCCGGCCCGCCGCGUCGCUCAGCCUGCUGACGCCGGGGGAGGGGCGCGGGAUCCCGGGCCCGGAGGCGUUGGUGGGGAUCCGGCGCGACGGGUUCACGAUGAUGGGCGCGUAUCCGAAGAACUGCGGGCACUGGGACUUCUCGGUUGGGGGGGAUGAUGUGGGGGAUUUCAGGGCUUCGUGGGAUGUGCCGCGGCCGGAGAGGGAUCCGUUUUUGGGUGAUUCGGGGGAGGGGGUUGUUGGGCUGUGGAGGGCGACGGCGCUGCCGGAGAGGAGAGGGACGGGGGCGAAACUGUGAAAGGGGUUUUGAAAUGGGGGGUGGGUAGUAAGGGGCUUAUGAUCAGGUAAUUGAGGUUGGAUAGGAUGCAGCGUGGUGAUAAUAGGUAAUGUAAUUUGCUGCAAAUAUCAUUUGCCUACCUAGGUACCUAGGUUACGGAUUUAUUGGAGGUCAUUGACGGUAGGAGAUAAUAGAUCCCU
Molecule: messenger RNA, 1216 nt
Organism: Hypoxylon fragiforme
Lineage: Eukaryota; Fungi; Ascomycota; Sordariomycetes; Xylariales; Hypoxylaceae
Exons: 1
Coding region: 363-1037 (224 amino acids)
Source: RefSeq, a predicted model, not a curated record